AUGAAGGCUCCUCUAGCCCUCCUUCACUUCCAGUACCGCGUUCUUGAAGAAUUGGAAGCUUUGCGACUUAUCGCCAUGAUUGGACAUUACAUGUCUGUUGGCGAUGCGAUCAGUACAGGAGUGUUUACAAGUUAUGCUUUGCUCAUGUUCCUUUCCUACUACCCAGGACCGUUGACGUACAAGCUCAGCGGCUGGCCGCUCUUGUGGCAAGCUUAUACUGGCGACCGACACAUUUGGCACCUGAAAGAUCACGAGAAAUACGGUCUAAUCGUUCGCAUCGCACCCAAUACUUUGUCCUUCAAUACUGCAUCUGCUCUUAGUACGAUCUAUGGUUCACGGGCUGCCAACGUGAAGAAAGGCGAGUGGUAUAAGACGUUUGACAUUGCUGCUGGGACGUACAGCAGCUUUACUGAAACAGAUCGAGAUUUUCAUGCAGUGAAGAGAAGAUGGGUCAGCCCUUCAUUCUCAACCGAGUCUCUAAAUGCGAAUGAAAGGGGUGUGAUUGAUAUCAUUGAGAGCUUCUGCGACACUAUACAGCCAAGUACUGGUGGGUGGGGAGCCAAAUGGAAUGCCAGUGAGAUGAGCAUCUAUCUUGGAUUCGACAUCAUGGGCGCGUUGGUACUUGGGUGCGAAUUCAAGACCGUGCAAGAGGAGAAUAAUAGGGAUCUUGCAAACUCAACACUACCGGCGGAUUUCGUAUCUGCCUCUGGCAUUUCUAGUCCGUCCGCUCCUACGAACGAGCCUUUUUGA
This is a messenger RNA of Parastagonospora nodorum SN15, 750 nucleotides long. RefSeq lists its product as hypothetical. The coding region runs from base 1 to 750 and encodes 249 amino acids. The transcript is spliced from 4 exons. NCBI's taxonomy places the organism in Eukaryota, Fungi, Ascomycota, Dothideomycetes, Pleosporales, Phaeosphaeriaceae. Gene Ontology annotation, molecular function: oxidoreductase activity, acting on paired donors, with incorporation or reduction of molecular oxygen; monooxygenase activity; iron ion binding. The record is from RefSeq and is a predicted model, not a curated record.